GUCCGGGAGACCCAGCGAGCGUGGGAAAAAAGCACCACCGAGCGGUGGCCAGCGCCCCGGCUUCAGCCGACUCAGACUUGGAAGUAGUCCUCAGGUGCCGUCCGGCUCCUGGUCGUCCUGGCUCUUCACUCGCACCACGUGCCCUUUUGGCCGCUCCCCCGGCGCCCUUUCCAACCGCCUGUUGGAAGCUGCCGUAAAAUGGCGUGAGGGGCGCCGCUGCUUUACGGCUGCCUCUCCCUGAAGUAGAGCCCCGGAGCGCCCACCGCCGUCAGCUGUGUCUCCAGGAGCGUCGGCCCGGUGCAGAGCGAGAGAUCCGGUGCGCCACUGCCCUUCUCGCCGUGGUGCCCGUCUCGGCCCCCGGCGAUGUGAGCUCGAGGAGGCUGCGGUGCCCCCUGGCCCGGGGGUUGAGACGGGCGGCAGGUGCCUGUGAGGCGGGCGGGUGCCGGGGGCCAGCAGGAUGGAGGAAAGCAUGGAGGAGGAGGAGGUACUCAUCUACGAAACGAUGAUGGACGACCAGAACCACAACAACUGGGAGGCCGCCGUGGACGGCUUCCGGCAGCCCCCGCCGCCCCCCUCGUCGAUGCCAGUCCCUGCUCGAGAGCCUCCGGGGGGACAGCUGCUGGCCGUGCCCGCCGUCUCCGUGGACAGGAAAGGCCCCAAGGAGGGGCUCCCGCUGGGGCCGGAGGCCAAUGGGGUGAUCAUGAUGCUGAAAAGCUGCGACGCGGCCGCCGUGGCCAAGGCGGCCCCCGCCCCCACGCCCGGCUCCACUAUCAACAUCAACACCUCCACCUCCAAGUUCUUAAUGAAUGUUAUAACUAUUGAAGAUUAUAAGAGCACAUACUGGCCAAAAUUGGAUGGUGCCAUAGAUCAACUUUUAACCCAGAGUCCUGGUGACUAUAUCCCCAUAUCCUAUGAACAGAUAUACAGUUGUGUGUAUAAGUGUGUAUGCCAGCAACACUCGGAACAGAUGUAUAGUGAUCUGAUUAAAAAGAUAACUAACCACUUAGAGAGAGUUUCAAAGGAGCUGCAGGCCAGCCCUCCAGAUCUCUAUAUUGAAAGAUUUAAUAUAGCUCUUGGACAAUAUAUGGGAGCAUUGCAGAGUAUUGUGCCUCUUUUCAUAUAUAUGAAUAAGUUUUACAUCGAAACCAAGCUUAAUAGAGACUUAAAAGAUGACCUUAUAAAGCUGUUUACGGAACAUGUUGCAGAAAAGCACAUUUACAGCCUGAUGCCUUUACUUUUAGAAGCCCAGUCAACACCAUUUCAGGUCACACCUUCAACUAUGGCAAAUAUUGUGAAAGGCCUGUAUACGCUCAGACCAGAGUGGGUUCAGAUGGCUCCAACUCUAUUUUCUAAAUUUAUUCCAAACAUUCUCCCUCCGGCAGUGGAAUCCGAACUUUCUGAAUAUGCUGCUCAAGAUCAGAAACUUCAAAGAGAGCUUAUACAGAAUGGUUUCACAAGAGGUGACCAGUCCCGGAAGAGAGCUGGGGAUGAGUUGGCUUACAACAGCUCAUCUGCAUGUGCAAGUUCCAGGGGGUACAGAUAGUGAAUGUGUUGAAUGUACUUUCCUCCCGAGGAGAGAACACACUGGAGCUGCAGAGACUGUGUUCUGAGCACAGCGGGGCCUGCGACACUCAGGAGCUCUGUCACAAGGCUGUUCUUGGGAGAGAAUGCCGGACUUCUUACUUUGGUUUGUAAUUUAAAAAAAAAAAAACAAAAACUAACAAGAAACAAAAACAUGAAAACAGUUGCUGCUAGACUUGGGGGGUGAUUUUGAAACGGGACAAUCUUUUAGUGAGUUUAUCUACAGAUUCUAUGAGGAACAAGCUUCUGGGAAAUUGACCAUUGCUGAGUGAAAUCUGACAGCCAAAAUCAGCAGCUUCCUCCAAAAAUAUAAGGGCAGAAGAACCUUUUUUUUUUUUUUUUUUUUUUUUUUUUUAAAGCACUUGUUUUGUUCCUUUGUGGACUUUGGACCUAACAGCAUAUUGGUUUUACAUGUCAAGAUAUCUUUUGCUUUACACCCAAGCAGAUGGUUACAAUACAGUAUUUUUCACCCCUAAUUCAAAUAGCCCCUUUAAAAAUAAGAGUCAGUCUUUGUUUAGUAUUAGGAAGUCUUGUUCAAGGAGAAUGCUAAUAACUACUUUCAUUAGAAUCUUUCCUUCAUCAGUUCACAACUUUUUUCUACUCUGUGCCUUGAGCUUUGUGCACUUUGCAACUGUGUGACAGUGUUGUCAAACUCACAGAUACUUCCUGGAGAAGGUGAUGGUAUUCCAAACCAACCCGCUGAGAUGGGGGGUGACUUACAGCAGGAUGCUGAUUGCGUGGGAGAGUGGAAGCGUGUUGCACAUUGGUCAGAUGGCCCCUGCUGCACCAGGCGAGUUCAUGUUCUUGUGGGGACCAACUCUUGUAGAGCCUUUCCAUUCCUGCUAUCACCUCACCUGAUUCACCAGCCGUUCUAGUGUGGGCAGAGCCCUAGUUCAGGGGUGGGCAGCCCUGUAGCACUGAUGCCCUGCCCCCUUUUAAUACUGUGGAGAAUGUCCAACAGCAAAAAAUGCUUCCUGCGACCUUCUGGGAAGUGAUACAGUUAUUAAAACCAAAUAUAAUCCAUGGUGUGGGGUUCCUGAUCCAUUUCAUUUUAAUGGGUGAUAAGUACUUAAAAAUGGUAGAGUUUGUGCUCUGCAUCCUUUAAAUAUUAUAUUUGACAUUUGAGCACAGUAGGGAAGAAAUUCUGCUCUUUCAAGGUUCCCUUCCAGCUGUAGCAAAGCCAUAUCUUCUGUUUCACCAUACCUACAGUGCCGAUUAGUUCUGCAUAAAAGUCUCUGAAGCUAAUUCUGGUUGGUUUUGAAAGUCAAAGAAAAAUAGUGUGGCAAGGGGAGAAUAUUUUUCCAUUCUUUUUUUUUUUCUUAAAUGUUGAUUGAACAUAUACUUCCCUUUCUUGGGCCUUGUCAGACUAGUAAUACUGAUGCUGAUCUCUUCAGAGAACUUGGCAAGGAAAGAAGACACACCUGAUCUGCAAGUUUUCAGUAGAGCUGCCUCUGCCAGUUCAGUGUGUCUUUUUUUGGGAGUGUGAUGGGUGGAAAAGCUAGAAGGUGGGAUAUUGGGAGCAAGUUACGUCUUCUGACAGAAGUCCUUGAUUUGUAAAAUUAUUCUGCAGAGGAGUAAAAUUAAGUGAAGUUUUUCAGAUAUAUUUUUAAGUACUUAUCAUCCAGAAUUGGUGGAUUUUGUGGAGUGCUUUAACUGGAUUCAUUUCACUCUGAGCAUCUUGGAUUGUAUUGAUGAAUACUGAAUUACUGUAAGAACAUAUACAGGCUCUCACCACGACCUGUAUAGCUUGAUUUGCUACACCAGUAAUAUUCUAGUGUCAAGGAAGAAUUCCAUUUUAUCAUGAAGCCCAAAUUUUACUUUUCUCAUUGGAGUGCUUUCUGUAGGCUUAUAAAAUACACCUGAAAUUGAAGUCUCUCCUGAGUGGCUUUAAUGAUACUUCUGAAAGGAAUAAAAUUGGAGCAUUUCUUUAAACAUGGGUGAAUUCUUCAGUAUCCUGAUAAUAUUAAUCAAGUGCUUUUUUUCUGAGAGAGAGCAUUCAUUUUUGGCCAAGAACAGAACUUUCCCUUUGAAAGCACUGUAUUAUGAUGUGAAUUGGCAUUAAAAUCUUUGGAUGUUUUGCAUUAUAAGUUAAUGGAGAAAUACUUUCUUUUUAUUGUUGUGUAUUUGUUAAAAAGUAGGUGAAAGAAAGUCUGCAGAAUUUAGUUUUUCUAAAUUUUGCACAAUGACUCUAGCCAGCUGUGGGUUAAGGUUUGGUACCACAAAGCCAUUAUUAAAAGGCAUACAGAAAGGGUGUGCACAUUUUCCCAGGCAUGUGUCCUGGUGGUGAAUGCAUCUUAGCCCCUUGAAGUAUGUUGCAGCAUGAAAAUCCAUUUUUUAAUUUUAAGUUGAAAGUGACCUUGCUUAUUAAUUGAAAUUCUUGACAGGUUUUUUAGUUUGCAACAUGAGAGGAAAAACUUGUCCCCCUACCAUUUUGUAUUGAGAGUAUGGUUUGCCAGGAAGUAUUGUCCUCUCAUGUAUUCUUGUAUUCUUCUUGUUAGCAAUAGUAUAGUUUUUCCACCCCAGCUAAAUACUGGCUUUUUGUAGCAAAUCAUUGAAAACCCAAAUCAUUGAAGAUAGAAUAUUGUAUAAACUGGUUGAUUGUCUGGGUUAGACAACACAUACAGUUGAUUUGGCUAAACUGACUAGUAUGUAUGUGCAGCCUAAAACUAGAUCCUUAACACGAAAGCUGGGUCAGUCAUAUUGAAUUAAUGACAUGUAAAAGUAAGUGAAUGAUAAUUGUUUGGAGAGAUGGUACAUAUUUUAAAGGUUAGCCUUAAGCCUCAGUAACAGUGUCCUAUCUCUUGACUUCUGUUGUCACUGCUGCACCAUAACCCGGCAGGAAUUACUGCUUCGUUUUCUUUGGGAUAGAAAGCAAAACCUGGUGUCGUGACUCUUAUCCCAAUAGUUCCUAGGAAGAAUCAGUGAAAAGAAGCACCAGCCUGUUGUAUGACUGCUGCUUUAUAACUUUCAUGACAAAGUCACAUUUUUUUCCUGUCCUUGUUACAAAAUUGUAGCAGUUUCCCUUCCUUUAGUGAGGAUGGAAGCUAAUUUGUGGGUGGGUGGGAUUGCAAAGGGAUGAAUGCCCACGGCCAGGAAUGCUGCACACGUCUCCAGUGCUCAGACCUGUCAAGCAGCCACUCCCCUGCUGCAUGCCACGCAUCUGUCAGGUUGCAAAUUUGCACACAUAAAUAAUUCCUCAGGAAGAGUUUGCAUGUGUAUCACCUUGCAAUAUUCUGUACUGACCAAACAAGGAAUUUGAAGGUUUUCAGCACAAAAGGGUAACUUCAGCAUGGUCUGUACACCUACUGGCAAAGGUAAUGGUGAUCUGGCAAACCCAAUUGGUUUCUGCAGUUAUAAAGUGAGCAGGAGCUUUUGUACCAUAGUAUUUAAAUAUUCCUCUCGAAUCUCCCUGUAUACAGUAAAUAACCCUUCCAAAUUUUGUCUUCUUAUUGAGGCAGCCUGUGUUUUUUUCUUUUUCCCCCCUUUCUUAUAGCAGUUAAUUAUUUCUGUGAUUAUUAAGUAAGAGGCAUUGCCCUUGAGUUAAAAUUCACUUGUUUAAUAAGCAGCUAUUAUUAAACUAACUGAGCGUUGUUUUAUGGAUAUACACUAAUCUGAGAUACUGAAAAAUUUACAAUUAAAAAGAAAAAGAAAAAAGCCUGCAUUAGCUAUCCAGCCAUUGUUUGGAUGUUUUGAGUUGAUUUUUUUUGUGUGUCAUUGAACUUUUAGCUUGGGAUAUUAUGUUUACUUUAAUCCAAGUCUAGACCUCUUAAGGGAACUUUGAAAUUCAAAGUCAGAAAGAAUCCUUUGACACCUGUAAGAGGUUUAGAAGACCUUUUUGGGUGUGGUUACUGUUUUCAAUAAGUUUGUGUGAGAUGAAGUUCAUUUUUUUCAGAAGUUAGAAUGAUGGAGGUCAUAGGAGUUGGUGGAGAAAUACUUUCCCAAUACUUUUCAUUACCCUGUUGAAAUUUGCCUGAGCUUCUGGCAACCAGAAUAUAUGAAAGGAGCUCCAUUCUUCCCAAGGGAAAUGAUUCCUCUUCUGUCCCCAGUAUUGAGUAACUAGUCCCUGGCACCUCCACUCUCCAAAACCCUAGUUUGAACCUCUCUCCAGAGCAGAGUGGCACAGUGCAGGUGCUGCUUCUGCUUACGCUGGUGGGACGGCUGGGGGAGAAUUCAAGAAAAUGCUAAUCAUAGAUCCAUUCUUACAGGACCCCGGUAUAUAUUGCACCUCUGCUAGUUGGAAAUUGUCUUCCUUUCAGGUUGGACUACAUUGUUUAGAAAAAUGUUAAUGGAUUACAAAUUUGGAAAAUUUAUAGGAUGACCCUGGGGCUGAGAAUUCUGUGGUUUGGAAAAAAUAAAUAUUUUGUAUUGAUUCUCA
Molecule: messenger RNA, 5956 nt
Organism: Sciurus carolinensis (gray squirrel)
Lineage: Eukaryota; Metazoa; Chordata; Mammalia; Rodentia; Sciuridae
Gene: Cacul1
Product: CDK2 associated cullin domain 1
Exons: 10
Coding region: 458-1543 (361 amino acids)
Biological process (GO): ubiquitin-dependent protein catabolic process
Molecular function (GO): ubiquitin protein ligase binding
Source: RefSeq, a predicted model, not a curated record